Naegleria gruberi is the source of this 1017-nucleotide messenger RNA. RefSeq lists its product as uncharacterized. The record is from RefSeq and is a predicted model, not a curated record. Lineage: Eukaryota; Heterolobosea; Eutetramitea; Acrasida; Naegleriidae. The transcript has 2 exons. The coding region runs from base 1 to 1017 and encodes 338 amino acids. Gene Ontology annotation, cellular component: cytoplasm.
AUGGAUGAAGUGAAUCAAUGUUCUAUUUCAAAUUGGUAUUAUUUAUAUGAUGGAAAGACAAAUCCACAAAUUACACCAAAGAGAAUUACAAUUCUUUCGAAAUUAAUUUAUUUAAAUGAUGAUUUUAUUGAAUAUUUGAAACAUGAUGGUGUGGUGUUACCGGAAUCGAUUGAUAACAUUCAAAAAGUUCCAAAUUUUGACAGUGACAGCGAUGAAGAGGAGGAGAAGUAUAAGGAAGUACAAGAAAAGAAUGAACAAGAUUCGGAUGAGGAUGAUUAUCAAGUUCCUGAAUUUACGUCUUUACAAAUGGAAAUUGCAAGUGCAAUUGAGGAGUAUGAAGAAGUUUUCCCUAAAAUGAAUUGGAGCGCACCAAAAGAUGCUCAAUGGAUGCUCAGUGAUUCCAAAUUACUGAGAUGUCAAACAGUUUCUGAUGUUUUCCUCGUUUUGAAGAGUUCUUCUUUCGUUACACAUGACGUUCAGCAAGCUUACAACAAUUGCACUGAUUACACCCCUGAAAAGGAGGUCAGAAGAGUAUUGGCUUUGAGAAAAUGGUAUGAUGUUAAUCCUUCCAUGGAAUUCAGAUGUUUUGUAAAGAAUAGAAAUUUGAUUGGUAUUUCACAGAGAGAUAUUUCAAACUUUUACAGCUUCUUGGUUUCAGACAAGGAUAUGUAUAGAGAAAAAUUAGUUGGAUUUUGGGAAAAGUUUAUCAAGAAUUCAUUCCCACUUGAGAAUUAUACUGUUGAUUUAUAUAUUAGUAGAACUGGACCAGUUUUCAUUGUCGAUUUCAAUGUUUAUGGCCCUCCAACUAGUCCACUUUUAUUUGCCUCUUUCAAGAAGGGUCAUUUGGCUUCUGAUUCUACUGAAUUAGAAUUUAGAAUUAUUGAAACAGAUGCAGGUGUAAUGAGACCUAGUUUCAAGAUGUACACUGGUGUUCCAAUGGAUUUCUUCUCUGUCGAAAAUGCUCAAUCCAUGCAAGACUUUAUUGAAAAGCAACAAAAGUUCCAAUCAAACGAAUAA